AGUCUUACCCUAGUUUAUCAACAGUCUCUGUCUUUCUGUGUAAAUCUAAGAAGAAAACAAACAAAAGUCAAAGUGAAGCUUUGCUUUGCUUUUUCUCCUCGUGAGCAGUGUUUAAUGGCGGGUUACAAAGCGGAUGAUGAUUACGAUUACCUCUUCAAGGUGGUUCUGAUCGGUGAUUCGGGCGUUGGAAAGUCCAAUCUGCUCUCUCGUUUCACCAGGAACGAGUUUAGCCUCGAGUCUAAGUCCACGAUCGGCGUCGAGUUCGCCACUCGUAGCUUGAAUGUUAAGGACAAAGUCAUCAAAGCCCAGAUUUGGGACACUGCUGGUCAAGAAAGGUACCGUGCGAUCACUAGUGCAUACUACCGAGGAGCCGUUGGGGCGCUUCUUGUCUACGACGUUACACGACACUCCACAUUCGAAAACGUGGAGAGAUGGCUUAGGGAACUCCGUGACCAUACCGACCCAAACAUAGUCGUCAUGCUUUUGGGAAACAAAUCCGAUCUUCGUCAUCUUAUAGCGGUUCAAACCGAGGAUGCGAAAUCUUUUGCGGAGAAUGAAUCACUCUACUUCAUGGAGACUUCAGCGCUUGAGUCUACUAACGUCGAGAACGCGUUUACGGAAGUACUUACUCAGAUUCACCAAGUUGUGAGCAAGAAAGCAAUAGAAGCUGGGGAUGAUUCAAACUCGGGUAAUGCUUUUAAAGGAGAGAAGAUUGAUCUUGAUGUCUCUGCUGUGAAGAAAACCGGUUGCUGCUUGAACUAAAGACUCGUUAGUUCCUUGGUUGUUUGUGGGGUUUGGUCAGUGUCCUCUUUUUCUUACCUCUACUUUAUUUUUUUGUUUGAAGAUGUUUACUUUUCUUUAGGAAACAACUAUGUUAUAUGCUUUUGAUGUGCUUUUCUUGAAAAUUGCUUGGCUUUGGUCUGACUCUGUAUCGAUUGAGGGAUUUAGUAAUUUAACCCGUUGUGGUCUGAUUAUUUUAACAAA
This is a messenger RNA of Raphanus sativus (radish), 984 nucleotides long. Its product is annotated as ras-related protein RABA1d. Bases 115 to 762 code for a protein of 215 amino acids. The record is from RefSeq and is a predicted model, not a curated record. Lineage: Eukaryota; Viridiplantae; Streptophyta; Magnoliopsida; Brassicales; Brassicaceae. Gene Ontology annotation, molecular function: GTPase activity; GTP binding. Gene Ontology annotation, cellular component: endosome. The transcript has 2 exons.